Molecule: messenger RNA, 267 nt
Organism: Penicillium nucicola
Lineage: Eukaryota; Fungi; Ascomycota; Eurotiomycetes; Eurotiales; Aspergillaceae
Exons: 1
Coding region: 1-267 (88 amino acids)
Source: RefSeq, a predicted model, not a curated record
AUGGCAAGAAAUAGUCCCCCAGACUACAAAUCUCUCUUCCUGCAGGAAAAGGAGAGGCGGAAGGAGGCGGAAGCCAGUCAAAAGCAGGCGGAAGCCAGUCAAAAGCAGGCAGAAGCCAGCCAAAAGCAGGCAGAAGCCCGUCAAAAGGAGAUAGAGGACCUAGAGAUACAGGCGCAGGACGAAAGGCGACGGGACAUGGAACGCACCCGACUUGAGAAUUUCGAAGAAUUUUUGCAUCAUAUCCAUACCUACCCUCGCGACCGUUGA